UUUCAUUUCAGGUAUAUGCACGCAGUUGUAUUGGUGAUGGUCAUGGACGUUCAGUGACAAUGCAAUCAAUUUCAAGCAGCUUAAAAGAAACAAUGAACCCGAAGGACAUAAUGACAGAUGCUAUUCACAAUUUCCAUCCACAAUAUCAACAAUAUACACAAUAUAGCUCAGGUGGAAAGAAUUCUCGCGGCAUACGUGUUUCUUCCUAUGAUCCAGACGAUCCAAGUUGUAAUGCAUCACAGAAUGGUAUCGGCGGUGCUUCAACGAAUGGUAGCGGUGGCAUGAGUGGUUGUAUUGCAUCAAAGACUUUGGGUAAUCAGCGAAAAUUUAUGCCUGGAGGACAACGUGUCGCAACGAUAAGUCAAAAUUAUAAUGAAAAAACCAUGUUGUUGAGCAGUGAUGAUGAAUAUCAGUAAUUAUUGCUGUUAAAAAUGUUUCAAAAAUAUCUUUAUUAUAUGUUUUGUUUUUAAAUGAAUUGAAAAAGAAUUAUAAGGC
Teleopsis dalmanni is the source of this 495-nucleotide messenger RNA. RefSeq names its product transmembrane protein 184B-like. The record is from RefSeq and is a predicted model, not a curated record. The transcript is spliced from 3 exons. NCBI's taxonomy places the organism in Eukaryota, Metazoa, Arthropoda, Insecta, Diptera, Diopsidae. The coding region runs from base 60 to 416 and encodes 118 amino acids.